Messenger RNA from Rotaria sordida, 1110 nucleotides. The record is from the annotation of a GenBank genome assembly. NCBI's taxonomy places the organism in Eukaryota, Metazoa, Rotifera, Eurotatoria, Philodinida, Philodinidae.
AUGAACAAUACUCAUCUAACACGAGCAGUUGUUAAACACAAUACACUUGAAGAAAUAAGUCAUUAUAUUUAUGCUGUUAUUUAUCCUAUCAUUUUUAUACUUGGUAUCAUUGGUAAUUUACUUUCAUCAUUACUUUUCUCUAUAACUACACUUAAUCGUACAUCAUGUGGUGUCUAUUUUCUUUUACUUGCUGUAUACGGUUCAAUUGCAUUACUUGGUGGUCUUCAUCAUUGUUUAACGAUUGGUUAUCAUGUUCCAGUACCUACUGCUACCUACUGUCGUGCUCGUAAUUUUCUUUUAUAUAUGUCUAUGGAUAUGACUUCAUGGAUGAUAGUAGCUAUAUCAGUUGAUCGUUAUCUUAAAGUAAAAUUUCCAAUUAAAGCACGAAUAUAUGCUACACAAAAAUUAGCAAUUAUUAUUUCAUGUAUAAUAACAUUUGUUUUUAUUAUAAAAAAUUUUCAUUUAGCAACAGUUUUUAUCGGAGAUUUUACAGAUGAUGCUGCUGAUAAUUGUGAUCCAAAUCCAGAUUAUCCUAAAUAUGCAGCAUUUUUUAAAAAUAUUUGGCCAUGGAUUGAUCUAACAACAUAUGCUUUAUUACCCUUGCUUAUAGUUACAUUGUGUAAUGGAUUUAUAAUUUAUGAUCAAUAUAAACGACGUGUAAAACUUCGUAAACGUAAUCUUGAUCGUUCAUUAAUAACAUUACUUUUAGUUAGUUCUAUUUCUUUCAUUGUUUGUAAUCUUCCAAUAACAAUUUUAGCUGCGAUUUAUCCAUAUAUUUCAUUGUCAUAUGACACAAAUGUAAAAUAUGAUGGAGUUGCAUUUGCAUAUGAUCUUUUACGAAUACCAUCUUAUGCAUCAUUUGCAUUAAAUUUUUAUUUAUACUAUUAUACAUCAAGUAUAUUUCGACAACAAGCAAUUCUUUUAUUUAAACGUAUAUGCCGAAUUAAAUCCAAUACAAAUGAUAUUGAAUUAUUAGAAAGAACAAAUGCAAAUGAAAAUCGUUAUGAACAGAGACUUUAUUCUAUUGAAGAACCUGAUGACUAUCAACAAACAUCAGUACCAUCAUUGACAAACAGUAGUUUUAUUUCGAAUUUUUAUCGUCAAGAAUAA